Molecule: messenger RNA, 2085 nt
Organism: Ictalurus punctatus (channel catfish)
Lineage: Eukaryota; Metazoa; Chordata; Actinopteri; Siluriformes; Ictaluridae
Gene: bdnf
Product: brain-derived neurotrophic factor
Exons: 2
Coding region: 1102-1863 (253 amino acids)
Biological process (GO): nerve growth factor signaling pathway; negative regulation of neuron apoptotic process; memory
Molecular function (GO): nerve growth factor receptor binding; growth factor activity
Source: RefSeq, a predicted model, not a curated record
UGUUUCAUUUGAGCCCAUCCUGGGUCCACUAGAAAACAAUGGCACCCUGACUGGGUGUAAAGCGUGAAUGAAUCCCCUUGAGCUUUUCAACAACAUCUACAGACAUUACAAAGUCGGGGGGGAAAAAACUCAGCGGGGAAUUUGUAUUUGAUUUACAUGAUACAAUUCUUAAAACGCAUUAAAAAAAAAAAAAACAAUGGUGUGCGUGCGCGACACAGUAAUAACGCAUAACGCACAUACAUCCACAGAAAAACGUGUAAAAUAUGACUAUGAUUGAUAUCUAGAUCACUGACAUUAUCAUUUAGGCUAGAUAAGACAGAAUAAGUCAGAUAGGUAUUAUCGAGCAAUAAGAAUAGAAUAGGUAUAGAAGUAAUCUCUGAUUAAAGCUUCUCCAAAGACAAAUAAUGGCGCACACUACCCUGCUAGAAAAAAAAAGUACGCCUUAAGACUGUAGCAUAGCUCCCGCACAAUCUCCAGUAGUCUGCGGUUUCGGAUGUAGCACCACGCCACUUUCGGUUUAUUAAGCUUGACUCACUCGAGUCACGUGCCUCGACGUCAACGUAGCAGAGGUGACGUCGAGGCACCAGAAUCGUACCAGAAUCGCGCGGAAUGAAGUUGUCAUUUCAAGCUCGGGAGCUCUCGCGGUGCGCAUUAAUCCAGACCCGUGUGGUGUGUGUGUGUGUGUGUGUGAGUGCGUGCGUGUGUGCGUGUGUGUGCGCGCGCGCGCGCGCGUGCGUGUAUGUGUAUAUGUGUGUACGGAGCAUGCCGUCCAGAGCGCUUGAACCGACCUGCGAAGGAUCCGCUCAGUCAUGGGAGUGCAUUACCUCGCCCGUGCGAUUUCCGCCAUCAAUAAUUUAAUCUAUUUGCUCCAAAGCUGAAGAGACUGACGACAACUCGGCGCUGCUGCUUGGCAGAAAAAAAAAGAGAGAAAAAAAAAACCAGCGCGAGGAAUUAAAGCUUGGGGGGGAAACGCGUGAGGGGUUUGCGCGCGCUGGGGGACUUUUUUUGAUCCAAAAAAACAUCCCAGAUGACACUGUCCCGCUGAAUGGUCUCCCUUUAGAACUGGACAAUAAAAUAAAGUUCCAACAGGUCAGAAGAGUGAUGACCAUCCUGUUCCUUACUAUGGUUAUUUCAUACUUCAGUUGCAUGAGAGCUGCGCCCAUGAGAGAGGUGCCGGGCGUUGUGGGGGGCCACCGAGCCGAGGGCUACCUGGGGGCCGCCCGGGGCCAUGGGACUCCACCGAGCGGGGGAGCUCUGCCCUCGCUCACGGACACGUUCGAGCAGGUGAUCGAGGAGCUACUGGAAGUGGAGGGGGAGGCAGCACAGGGCCAGGGAGGGGGGGGCCCCGGCAACGCAGCAACGGCCGAGUCAAAGGACGUCGACACGUAUGCAUCGCGUGUGAUGAUCAGCAACCAAGUGCCUUUGGAGCCGCCGCUGCUCUUUCUCUUGGAGGAAUACAAAAACUACCUGGAUGCCGCCAACAUGUCGAUGCGGGUGCGGCGCCACUCGGACCCGGCGCGGCGUGGCGAGCUCAGCGUGUGCGACAGUAUUAGCCAGUGGGUGACGGCCGUGGACAAAAAGACGGCUAUCGACAUGUCCGGCCAGACCGUCACCGUGCUGGAGAAGGUCCCGGUGGCCAAUGGGCAGCUGAAGCAAUACUUUUACGAGACCAAAUGCAACCCGCUGGGUUACACGAAGGAGGGCUGCCGAGGAAUAGACAAGCGGCACUAUAACUCGCAAUGCCGGACAACCCAAUCGUACGUGCGAGCCCUCACCAUGGAUAGCAAACGGAAGAUCGGCUGGAGGUUUAUACGGAUAGACACUUCGUGUGUAUGCACAUUGACCAUUAAGAGGGGGAGAUAGUGUACACAAUGUAUAGAUUUUAUUGAGAGUUCUAACAAGAGAGAAAGAAAAAGAGUAAAUAUCUAUUUGUAUAUAUACAUAACAGGGUAAAUUAUUCCGUCAGAUGAAAAUUUUAUGGACUGCAUGUAAAAAAGAUGAAGUUUAUACAGUAAAGUGAUACUACAGUCUAUUUAUUGAACAUAUUCAUGACCUUGUAAACAAUUAAAAAAAGAUCUGAUCAGU